UGCAAUGUCUGGACGUGGCAAGCAGGGAGGAAAGGCUCGCGCCAAAGCCAAGUCCCGUUCUUCCCGGGCAGGGCUCCAGUUCCCUGUGGGCAGAGUUCACCGUCUGCUCCGUAAAGGCAACUAUGCCGAGCGGGUGGGCGCCGGCGCUCCAGUCUACCUGGCGGCGGUGUUGGAGUACUUGACCGCCGAGAUCUUGGAGCUGGCGGGGAACGCAGCCCGCGACAACAAGAAGACGCGCAUUAUCCCGCGCCAUCUGCAGCUGGCCAUCCGCAACGACGAGGAGCUCAACAAACUGCUGGGCCGCGUCACCAUUGCACAGGGCGGCGUCCUGCCCAACAUCCAGGCCGUUCUGCUGCCCAAGAAAACCGAGAGCCACCACAAGGCCAAGGGAAAAUAA
Elephantulus edwardii (Cape elephant shrew) is the source of this 397-nucleotide messenger RNA. RefSeq names its product histone H2A type 1-C-like. Gene Ontology annotation, cellular component: nucleosome. Gene Ontology annotation, molecular function: structural constituent of chromatin; protein heterodimerization activity; DNA binding. Lineage: Eukaryota; Metazoa; Chordata; Mammalia; Macroscelidea; Macroscelididae. The record is from RefSeq and is a predicted model, not a curated record. The transcript has a single exon. The coding region runs from base 5 to 397 and encodes 130 amino acids.